Messenger RNA from Agrilus planipennis (emerald ash borer), 1866 nucleotides. RefSeq names its product zinc finger protein OZF-like. The record is from RefSeq and is a predicted model, not a curated record. The transcript is spliced from 5 exons. Lineage: Eukaryota; Metazoa; Arthropoda; Insecta; Coleoptera; Buprestidae. Bases 38 to 1456 code for a protein of 472 amino acids.
UGAUUAUGAAUGCAAUGAAUGUGGUAAGCUGUUCGUGAUGUCCAACAGUCUUCAACGCCACCAGAGUAUCGAGCAUGGUAACGAUAUGUGGAAAUGCGUCGAGUGUGAGAAGGUGUUUCCAGAACGUCAAAAACUCAUUGAGCACAUGACCAUUCAUCCAUUAACAAAGCCUUACUAUUGCAAAGAAUGCCAUAAGGAAUUUGCAAGAAAGUACAAUCUCAUCAGGCACUACUCCCAGACAGGUUGUAACGGUAGUACUAAAAUGAUGUUUAAAUGUCCCAUUUGCAAGAAAAUUUUUGCAAGGAAAGACAAUCUUCGAGAACAUCUCAGAAGCCAUGCAGGUAACGUGAAAAAGAAGAGGACUUUUGUAUGUGAAUAUUGUCAGAAGGAAUUUCACGGCUCUACUUUACUAAUAGUUCACAUGAGAACCCAUACUGGCGAAAGGCCUUAUCCUUGUGACCUUUGUCCUAAACGAUUUCCUUCAAGUGGCGCAAUGAAGAAGCAUCGACGAAUGCAUACGGGAGAGAAGCCCUAUGAAUGCGCCAAAUGUGGAAACAAAUUUGCGGCUAAAGAGACUCUUAAUCGUCACGUGCGUACCCACACGGGUCACAAGCCGCACAAGUGCCAGUUUUGCGGCAAGGCUUUUAUCCAAGCAGCGCAGUUACGUGCUCACAUCUUUCACCAUACCGGUGAAAACGCAUACACUUGCCCCCAUUGCAACCGGGCCUUCAAUAGGCGAGCGCGCCUCACGAUGCACGUCAAGUUCGUCCAUGAGGGUGCCGAACCGUUACAAUGUAACCAAUGCGAGAAAUCAUUCUAUCGCAAGGAAGAUUUGUCCAGACAUGAACUGCUCCAUUCUGGAGUAAAGCCUUUCGAAUGCGAGGUAUGCUUAAAACGUUUCGCCAUCAAGUCUUCGCUCAAACUUCACCUGUUGACUCACCGCAAAGAGCAGCCAUGCAAAUGCGACGAAUGCGGCCGAGCUUUCAUUCGCCAGGACUGCCUAUUACGACAUAUGCGUGCCAAACAUCGGGACCUUUUGGAAGACAUAAUGGCUGGAGCGGAAAAGAAACGUCUUCAGCAGCAGUUACUGAAAGCGGCUUCCGCGGCCGCGGCGAACAGAGAGAGCGGUUCAUCGUUGUGCGACAAUCGGAUCUGGAACGAACUCACGUUGACUGAUUCUAUCAAAGAACUUCUCACGCUUCUGGUUGACGAGGAAACAUUGCAAGCUUUUGGAUGGCCCGAUGCCCCUGUCGAUAAAAUACUGGACUCAGUAAUCAAACGUUGCGGGCACAAACCAGCUUCUGAUGAGGAUUUCGAUUACAUUGGUCGUUUACGUGAGAACGCAAAGCUCCUAUUUACCGUAGUGAUAGACGACGAAGCUGUUAAGUCGCUGUUAAACAACCAGACGGUCGACGAGGUCAUUCUUCACGUGCUUCAACUGGCCAAAACGGACUGAGACGUACCGGGGGGUUGUUACCCCCCAACGUCCAACAAGUCCUUUACUUAUCCAAGGGGGUGACGGGCAAAAAAGGAAAUAAUGCGAUACUACUGACGAGGUAAACUUUAGAAAUGAAAGAAAUUAUUUUUUUAUCGAUUGCAUCGUCAAUAAUAAAUGACCGAUUAAGUCAUUAUUGAGGAUGUUAUGAACAUAGCAUUGAUAUAUAUAUGUCGUUAUUGAUUCGUUUGUCCCUGCUGACUUUCAUAUUUCCAAUUGCUUUGUUAUACGUUUCUAGAAAGACAAUAGCCGGAUGAGCUUGAGCGAACUACCCCGGAAGUCUCAUAUUUUUUGUACAAGUUCCUAUUAAUGGAAACGAUUUAUUUCCAAUAAUAGUAGACACGAAAUUUCUGUACAGUAUUUACAAAUUU